Panicum virgatum (switchgrass) is the source of this 666-nucleotide messenger RNA. Its product is annotated as protein ALP1-like. The record is from RefSeq and is a predicted model, not a curated record. Lineage: Eukaryota; Viridiplantae; Streptophyta; Magnoliopsida; Poales; Poaceae. The coding region runs from base 1 to 666 and encodes 221 amino acids. The transcript has 3 exons.
AUGGUUUCCAUACUUGAAGAUGGUACCCAUGUUCAUGCUAGAGUGCUUGCAAAGAUAUCAGCAGCAUUUAGGGGUAGGAAGCACUAUCCUACUCAAAAUGUGCUUGCUGCAGUUGACUUUGAUAUGAGAUUCACCUAUGUGCUAGCUAGAUGGGAGGGAUCUGCACACGAUGCCCUUAUUCUGGCUGAUGCUAUAGAGAGGGAUGAUGGAUUGAGGGUUCCACCAGGUAAAUUCUACCUAGUGGAUGCUGGCUAUGCUUGUCGCCCUGGGUUUCUGCCACCAUACAGAGCCACUAGGUACCACUUGAAAGAAUUUGGUGGAAGGAACUAUCCUACCAACAAGAAAGAGUUGUUCAACUUGAGGCAUUCAAGCCUAAGGGUCACAGUUGAAAGGGCAUUUGGUGCUUUAAAGAAUCGUUUUCGUAUUCUUGACAACAAGCCUUUCCACCCAUACAAGACACAAGUCAAAUUAGUCCUUGCAUGCUGCAUAAUUCAUAACUGGAUUGUUGGGCAUGGGCAAGAUGAAGUAUUCCCUGAUGAAGCUACAUGGGUACCAAAUCCUAGUAAUGAACCUGUAGAUGAAGUAAUUGAUAAUGCAGCAUGGGGUCUUAGAAGGGAUGAAAUAGCUGAUGCCAUGUGGAACAAUAGGGGCCACUACCAUGUGUAG